CAAAACUUCUCUCAUAACUUGGUUUUCUUUCCACACUCAACUCACCAUGCCUUCACUCUCAGAAGCCUUGGGAGCUUACCCGGCCCCACUCCGUUCCUCACACAUCGACUUCGACUCGGUCCAAAAAGUACCUGACUCGCACAACUGGCCCCGGUCAGGCGAGUACCCAUCAUGCGACUUGGUUGGUGACUCAGUUCCUAUUAUUGAUAUGGUUGACCCAGAUGUAGUGAGUCACAUGGGUCAUGCAUGUGAGAAAUGGGGUGUAUUCCAAAUCAUAAAUCACGGCGUGCCGAUGAGCCUUCUCCAGAAGGUCGAGUCGCAAGCGCAACGACUCUUCUCGCUACCGAUCGAGCAAAAGCUCAAGGGAAUACGUGGGUCUGACCAAACAGGAUAUGGCAUCCCUCCCGUUUCUUCCUUCUACUCUAAGUACAUGUGGGCUGAAGGCUUCACAAUCGUUAAGUCUCCGGUCGACUCGGUUCGCCGAAUUUGGCCUGAUGGCUACCAAGAAUUUUGCGACGUGAUGGAAGAAUACAAGAAGGAGAUGAGAUUGCUGGCUACUAAACUUCUUUGGGUGAUGCUGGCCUCACUAGGCAUCACCAAAGACAAUGUCCCAUGGGUGGGCUCCACCGGUGAACUUGAAAAAGCAGCCAUAGCCCUACAAAUGAACUGGUACCCAGUCUGUCCAGAGCCAGAUCGUUGCAUGGGGUUAGUCGAGCACACUGACUCACCUCUCAUCACCAUCCUUCUACAAAGCAGCAACAUCAGCGGACUAGAAAUCCUUCUGGAGGACAAUGGCCAGCCCAAGUGGGUGACCGUACACCCUAUCGAUGGCGCCCUAGCCGUCAACGUCGGCGAUCUUCUCCACGUCUUCACCAAUGGACGGUUCAAGAGCGUUCUGCACCGUGUGCUCGUUAACCACACCCGCCCUCGCUUCUCCAUCGCCCAUUUCUUGGGCCCACCUACUGGUGCACCAAUCUCACCAUGUCCGAAGCUGGUGGGCCCAGAUCGCCCCCCGCUCUAUGGUUCAGUGACUUGGGAUGAGUACAUCAGCGUCAAGGCAAAGCGUCACAAUGAGGCCCUCUCUUCGAUUCGUCUACCUGCAUCACCGUUGAAAGAUCACAACCUUGUGGAGGCAAUCUAGGGCUGUGAUGCGAUCUCUUCAAGUCUAAUUUCAUUUCUCUUGAUGCCU
Messenger RNA from Magnolia sinica, 1189 nucleotides. Its product is annotated as gibberellin 3-beta-dioxygenase 1-like. NCBI's taxonomy places the organism in Eukaryota, Viridiplantae, Streptophyta, Magnoliopsida, Magnoliales, Magnoliaceae. The record is from RefSeq and is a predicted model, not a curated record. The transcript is spliced from 2 exons. Gene Ontology annotation, biological process: gibberellin biosynthetic process; response to light stimulus. Bases 47 to 1141 code for a protein of 364 amino acids. Gene Ontology annotation, molecular function: gibberellin 3-beta-dioxygenase activity.